This is a messenger RNA of Sphaeroforma arctica JP610, 1935 nucleotides long. RefSeq lists its product as hypothetical. Lineage: Eukaryota; Ichthyosporea; Ichthyophonida. The transcript is spliced from 3 exons. The record is from RefSeq and is a predicted model, not a curated record. The annotation marks the transcript as partial.
UACGCUACCGAAUCAGUCUGACACCCCUGCCAGCAAAAGAUCGAGACCUGCCAGUGACCCCCAAAGUACCGCCCAAAAUACAUCGAAAAGGCCCAAGAUAUCGAACGAUCCACAGAGCACGCGCAAGGGACGGCGGACGAGGUCACAGCCCACAAGUCCGAGGCCGGGCCCAAUACCUGAUGUUGAAUCCAUUCUAAAAAGCCAGCAGAAAGCAGCGAGAGAUGGUGACAGUGGCAGCUCAGAGAAGACGUUCUCGCCCUUGGCCACGCGCAGGCAGCGGUCGCAUCACGCACCCACACGCACAGACAACAAAAGUGAAGACAGACCUUCAAAUACAACUCCCGACGAUGUGGAUUCAGAAACCAAGGACAUUAGGACCAGGAAGACGGCUGGGAUGAAGAGUGUGGGCAAGGGCAAGACCGGCCAGGCCAGGCGGCGGGUAGUAGCAGACCCGACUGCUGCUGCGGGUAAGAAGGCUAGGGGGACCGUGGUGAAGGGGAGUGCGGUUAGGGUGGGGAAGAGUGUGAGGAGUGCACGAGCACAGACAGGACACAGACCACCGAGUCACCCCGGUAAUGCCCGAAAGGGAGGCGAUAAACCAGGUUUAUCGGACGAUGAGAGUUGGGCAGAGAAAGAGUCGAGCGCUGAGGUGAGCGACGAGUCAACGAGCGAGGUCGAGAGCAGCGACGCGGGCAGUGACUUUGAACCGAAUGUGAAGAUGGAGGACUUCAGCGGUGUAGAAGACCACGUGCGAACACGUGGCAGCCUGAGAACCGGGACUGUGGGGUCGAAUACCGGGACGAGUUUGGGCAAGAGAGCGGGUACGAGAGGGAGUACCGGUACACGCGGUGUGAGAAAGAGCAGGGGCAAGAGCAGGAAAAGCGCCCGUACUUCGGGAACGAAUACUGCCGAGCCAACGCCAAAGCGGAUCGGUAAAAGAUGAUAGAAGUGGAGUAUAAAGUUACGGCGAUCAGUGGGUUGUUACCGCCGGCCAAUUGAAGCAAUGUCAUGGAAGUGGCUAAACUAUACUAGAGAUGUGGAGGAAGAUGGUCUGCUAUGAUCGCGCUUAUAAUUAUAAUCAUAAAUACUCACGCCGGAGCCCAUUUUAGCCGGUUUCGAGAAUGCAAUUGGGUGUAUAUUUUCUAGAUAGUGUAAACCCCUAAAACAUCCUGCCAUCCUACCCUCACACACACACACACCCUCCUGUGCGUCCCAAGUCCUAAGUUAACAAGACAAAUCGCGGCCACCUAAACAAUAUCGGGGCAGGAAUCCUCAAACUCCUUGAACGACAACUUCCGCCGGAUAGAGCCUAUGGGCUGUAGAUUCGAGCCCUCGCGCUUGAGCGUAGUCCCGGACGCUGACUGGUCCCAUUCUGAGGAUCCCAGGGGCGUGUCGCUGCACAUAUGGCCCAGAACAUCGUCCACCUCUUCGUACACGUGCUCGGAGAUGCGCUUGUGGGUCACCGGACUCUUCAUCUCGCGCUUCUCGAGCUUUGUUUCGUCGUGGACACGCUGUGAGAGGUGGGGUGGGCGAUGGCGAUUGUUAGCGUGGAUGGCUGGGGGGUACUACAGCUUACCACGUGUUGUUAUACAUAGAUAGUUGGGAUGGUUUUGGUAGCAUCUGUUUAGAGCUCACGUAUCCUGAAGGUGCUCGAAUGCACCAGUCGCUCCACUGUUGUGUGUGAUCCAUACUGCGAUAGCCGGAUCUUCUCCACAAAUCGAUGGUGCGUAUUUGAGUCACAUAUCAAUUGUGUACAGACCACAGUGGGCUAUAGCGAAUCCUGCUCUCCAUCAGUACUAGGGUUCAACCAAGCUAUACAUCAACGUAGCCGUCACCCGAACUUGUGGUGAUUUCCGUGGCUCCGGUCUUUCUCACUAUAAAUUUUUGACUCUGUGGAGCCUCUGUUUUCCUCUCGAUUAGUCGUGUUUCAUUGUU